Molecule: messenger RNA, 979 nt
Organism: Temnothorax curvispinosus
Lineage: Eukaryota; Metazoa; Arthropoda; Insecta; Hymenoptera; Formicidae
Exons: 8
Source: RefSeq, a predicted model, not a curated record
GGUAGAGGGAGGAGGAUUCGCGGCAGGUCUCCUAUCCGUCGCGGACGACGCGGUAGACUUGCAAGUUCAUCAAAUCAAAAUCAAUUUCGAGAAGAAACUGAUGAGGAAGAAAACAGAAGAACGCAGGUACUAAUCACACGUGUCGAAUCUAUUGGAAAUGGAAACGAGAGAAGUGAGAUUAUAAAUGAAGGAAUGACAGUUACUGCCGAUUUGAUUCCGCUAUUGGACGAUGUUGGAAGAACAAAUAGGAUAUCUCCACGUGGUCGCGGAAGGCAUGUUAGACGCGGCCGCAACAUGCAAAGAGCUGCAUUUGAAGACAUCCAGAGACUUAGUCAGAAUGCUGGACAAGCGGGUAGAGGGAGGAGGAGUCGCGGCAGGCCUCCUAGCCGUCGCGGACGACGUGGUAGACUUGCAAGAAGACCACAUCUAAUUCGAGAAGAGACUGUGAAUACUGAUGAGGAAGAAAGAACGCAGGAACUAAUCGCACAUGUCGAACCUAUUGAAAAUGAGAGAAAUGAGAUUAUAAAUGAAGAGACUGUGAAUACUGAUGAAGAAGAAAGAACGCAGGAACUAAUCGCACAUAUCGAACCUAUUGGAAACGAGAGAAAUGAGAUUAUAAAUGAAGAAACUGCAAGAAUUGAAGAAAUUAGAAGAUCGGAGGACAUGCUGCUCACAAGAGCAAACGAAAUGAUCGCAAGAAUAGAUGAAGAAAAUAGAAGAUCGGAGGACAUGCUGCUCACAAGAGCAAACGAAAUGAUCGCAAGAAUAGACUCUAUUCUGUCUGAGAGUGAGAGAAAUGGCAUUGUAAUGAAUAACGAAGAUGAAUGUAUUUUUGAUAUACCGGAAGAUGAUUACGGUGCUCUUGGUUUCGACGAUGAACAAAAUGACUUUACCUUUUCAUCCUGCUCCGUCAGGUCCGGUGUCCGCGUCAAACGAACGGGGUGCGUGUUGUACGUGCCGGAGUACACCUGCUACUCAU